AUUUGUAGAGCAUAAUAUUAUUAAAGACUUUAGUGCCACUUAAAAUGGAAUUUAAAAUUACACCGCUACAAAGUACAAAAUGUGUUAAGAUAUACCCGAAAUUUUAUUUUCGAAUAAUGACCAUUCAAUAUAGCUGAACAUAAAAAGUGAUCGGUUAUUUUUCAGUAUACUAUGACAAAGCUAUAAAUCGAAAGGUAGUGUCAACAGGUUAAUUAGGAUUUGAUUGAAAUAACCUACACGAAAUGGAAUAAUACUCAGUUUACUGGAAUGUCCGUUCAACACGGAAACCACGUGCGGUACCCUUUGCCGAAAAAGAAACUGGAUUUCUUAAGGUCAGGAAGUUUGAAGGGAAUCCGUUUGCAGAAAAGUUUAAGAAAAAGUGCAAGUUUACCAAAUACUCCACUCUCAGAAGAAUUAAAAUUUAAUAUUGAGGACAAUGUAAUUGAAGAAUCUAACAUAGAUAAGAAAGGUGGUGCUGACACACAAAAAGGUUCAAAGAGAGCAGACCCUAAAAAAGUUCUCGAUGAAUCUGUCGUCGUAAAUAACAGGUCUGUUGACUUUGCCAAUCUCACACAUAGAGGUGUUUCCUUUAUAAUGGACUCAACUCCAGUAUUGAGUAAAUCAAGGACACAGAAGUUUCAUAAGCUGUUCAAAACUGUGCCGGAAAAUGAGUAUCCAGUUGAUUACUUCUCGUGCGCGUAUAUCGGAGAUAUCCUAUUACAAGGAAACUUGUAUGUCUCUCAGAACUGGUUCUGUUUUUACUCAAGAAUCAGGGGACGUGGGCGAUUGUUGGAGAUCCCUAUGGACAGUGUGAUCAGUAUAACAAGAGAGAAAACUGCCAUCAUAUUCCCUAAUGCCAUAGGACUUCAAACCAAAAAUGACAAGUAUGCCUUUGGAUCUUUUAUAUCCCGAGACAAUACUUACAAGUUCUUUGUUAGCAUGUGGAAGAAAUCUCAGGAGGCCAAGCUCCUGUGUGAUAAGUACAUAGAACAUUACCAGACUUCAGAAGGUUUGGAUGGAGGGUGUGACACAUUAAAGGCUGAUAGGAGUUCGUCAUCGUUUGCGCAAGACGGCUUAUUAGGAAAGCGGGAUAGCUCAUUCAGCACGAACACGGCUGCCAACGGAAAUCUGGAGGAAAUGCUUUCAAACAGAUCACAAUCCAAUUCUAAGUCAGACUCUAGUGAUAAUUCCGACUGUAGUAUAUGUAUCGAAAGAGGCUCAGUAGAUAUUAGUGACAUUAACGAGAUGGGUUUAAAUGAUCUCAGUGUAAAGACGGAUAGUAAUUCAAGUCCUGUAAGGCAAGUGUCGCGACGCAGUAAUAAAAGAAUACCAAAGAAGUUGACAAAUACGGAUAAAAAAGGGGUACCGGUUAGGAAGAAAGGUACGGAAUCGAAGGCGUUGACAAAUGACGGGAAGAGACUCCAGUUUCCAUAUUCUGUGAUUCAUUGUAUUGACAGACAAAAGACUAUAAUGGCCUUGCAAACUUCUGCGACAAAACUUCAAAAAAUUCCAAGAACCAAUCUACUUCUGGCAAUCUGUACCUUACUAGUAUUAUUUUUAAUGUUAUCUGCAGUGGGACUAACUUAUAAAAUUCUAAAUUUGGAAAGUAAGAUAUCGGCUAGAAAUGUGUGGACAGAGGCUGAUCACAAUUUUAACAGAGAUAAGACGUACAUGAACGUGAUGGGUUUGCAAUCCGUGAUGAGAGAUUCAACAGCUGAACAUGUUCAAAAUAUAUUACAAGCCAAUAUAAAGAUUUUACAUGAGAUUAAUUCAAGUUUGCAAAGUUUAAAAAAAGCGGGAGAUAAAUCUGGCAAUGUUUGACAGUGUGAGGAAACCUGUUUUACUACAUCCACCACAAUGUGCUAUCCUGGUAGUUAACCUCUACCAACAAAAAUCGUAACAGCGGCUAGAAGCCAAAGACAUUUCUCAGGCCGAAAUUAGAAGAUAAAAAUUGAAAUCUGCAAGAUCUGCACAAAUGUAUAUCAUCGCACAUGUCAAAGGUUUAUUAAAUUGAAAAAAUUAAACCAGUCUAUAGAUGGAGCUCACCCAUUGGUUGAUUUCAAAUCAGUGCAAAAAAUUAACCAAUCAAAUGACUCGUCUUAGACUUGUCACUAGUUAUACUUGGAAAUAUUGGAAAGGCUUUAACUGUUGCUUAUGCUGGCAUGUGUAUUAUAAAAGUAAAGUUAUCAGGCUUGAUUGAUCUGGAAAUCUGGAAACUGUGUUAUACACUUAAAUGUUUCUUGCAACAUGCUGUCACUUUCUUUUUGGAAACGGCUUACUAAGUAAGCGUUUAAUCAUGUACAUCUACUGUGAUACAGCCAGCUAUCAAUUUAAAAUACUGACAAUUGAGUAAAUAAUACAAAUGCUUCUAUUUUAAAGCAGUAAUGAUUUAUAAUACUGCAUGUUUGAAACAUCAAUUUUUAUAGAUCAAUCAUGGUGUGUAUAUUUACCAAUAUACAAGGCUGCAGCAAUUUUAUGAUUUAUUUCCAAUUUAAAUCAAAGUUAAACAAAUUUGGCAGUAUUGUAAAUUUGUUAUUAGACCUUCAAUAAGUUAUAUGGCCUUUGUUGAUAUGGUUAUUUGCUAUGUAAACUUACAACUGUUUUUAUUGGGCCAUAUAACCUGUAAUAUCUAUUUUAGUUGAUAAUGAUGGUGUAAGCAGAAUAAGGACAAAAAUACCAAUGGCUGCCUCAGUAUGAAAGUGAUAUUUUCUUACUGAAAUAUUUCUAACCAAUAUACUAGUGUACCAAAGACUUGGACAAAAAGUCAUGUGAUCAGCAUUUUUCCUGUAAAAUGAACGAAACAUUUUGAAAUGUUUAAAACAACAUAUGUCUGUGAUCUAUUUUUAGCAUUUUUCUUUCAGGACCCGUAAAUACAUUCCUGUGACAAGUGUAAUCAGUAUCUGUUGUUUUAUAUGUGUUGUUGUUAUUGUUGUUGUUUUUAUAUGUGUUCCAUAUAGUCAUGGUUUACAGUUCAUUGAUGAUUGAUGGAUUGAGUAUGAAUAACAAUUGGACUUUGAAUGCCAUAAAUGUAAAAAUAAUGAUGGUUUACAUAAUUAUAAGACAGAUUUUAAUACAUGACUGUGUAAAUAAAUGUUAAAGAUAUACUAUGCUCAUCCUUGAGUAAAAUAUUUUAAUCACAGAAAUUGAUUGAAAUCUAUAAAAUUCUUACUGAAUAUGUCUAAUUUGAAUAAAGUAAUGAAUAAACUAUGUAAGGGAAGCUGAAUUCUCUAUUAUUGGUUAAGCAAAGUUGGUACUUUCUUUAAAAAAAAUGGCAUUUUUUAAUGACACUAUAUAUUCAUAGUGUGACAACAUAAUUAUAGUGUGUAGAGUUUUAAACAUAUCUACUUCAUGUGAAGCCAGAACAUGUUUAUUUUUUAUUUACAAAAUCAUCAAUAUAGUUUCUAACAUCAAAUUUGAGCAUAGUGUGUCUUUAACAUACAUGAGUUUUUUUUGUCAUUAUGAAAUUUGUGAUAGGAAAUUUGUGCCAGGAUACUGAUAAUUUACCCAUUUCUUGUUUGUCAGUUUGUCCGUCUGUCUGUCUGUUCAGAAGCAUUUAUGCUGAUUUUUUUUCUUAUCAAAUCUGUUAUACAGAUUUUGAACAUUAUAUUGUAUAUUUCAUCAGUUACAACCUAUAAAAUAAAGAUAUUUCUCUUGGGGUAUUUGUAGUUUUAAGAAAUACAGUUAAUUUACAAGUAGUGCUGCUGAAUAGGGCAGUUUGAUUUUUUUUUCAAAAGUUUUUUUUUUUUAUCUGUUUCGAAAGUUUAUGUUACUGAAAACUGGUAUAUAUUUUUUGUUUGUAAAUAAUAAAAAGUUUUAUUUAUUUGUCUAAAUGAUGCUUAAAUUAGGAUAUACAUGUAUGUAAAGAAACUUGAAAAUUGAAGUACUUUGUACAGUUCAAGAUAUUUUUUUAAUAUAUUAGAAAAGUGCUGUAUAAGGAAAUACUAAAAUCAGCUUUUAGCAUACCAGGAGAUAUUUAGACAGGUUUUGAUACGCCAGGAAGUACUUUAAACAGAAUUUGGUAUGCAAGAUAAUAGUUACUUAAAACAGCUUUUGGGAUAUUGGUUUUUGGUAUACAAGGAAUUAUUCAAACAGAAUUUGGCAUACCAGGAUGGUUAAAAAUAGCUUUUUGAGAUAAUGUUGUUUUUUUUUUUUUUGGUAAACAAAGAAUUACUUAAACAGAUUCUUGUAUACCAGGUAGUUUAUUUGAACUAGAUUUUGGGAAAAUGGUUUUUGGUAUACAAGGAAUUACUGAAACAGAUUUUGGUAUACCAGGAAGGUUUGAAAUAGCUUUUGAUAUACCGGUAAUUGUCUUUUGGUAAAUAAGGAAUUAGUUAAACAGAUUUUGGUUUACCAGGAAGAUUUUAAAUAAAUUUUGCUGAAAUUUGUGGUAUACCGGAUGUAGAGCUUUUUGUAAGAAAGUACUAAAUUAGCUUUUUUGGGGAAAAUUGUAAAAAAAUAAAAAAAAUUGGUAUUCAAGGAACUAGUUAAACAUCUUUUUCGGUGUGUAAUACAUUACUUAAACAGCAUUAUUGUGUGUAAAUGUUACAAUAUUAUAUUUAGAUGUCUUUUGCUAUAUCCGAGUUAUUUUAAAGAAUAUGUGAUAUUGUAUAGUCUUUUCAAUCAUGACCUUUUUGUCAUCAUGACAUUUGCAGAAAAAAAUAAUGACCUUUUCAGAAAAAGGUCAAAUGGAUAUUCUUCAUAAAUCUCUUCAUGACCUUUUUGUCAUCAUGACCUUUCACGAAAAAAAAUGAUGACCUUUCCAGGAAAAGGUCAAAUGCAAAUUCUUAUUUUAGGUAUAGCCUAUGAAUAGAAAGAGGAAUUCAUAGCAUAUGUCAAAGCCUGUUUAUUUAUUAAUUUUUUUUUGAUAUUGGAGAAAUCCAUACAGAUUAUUUAGAUUUAAAAGGUUAUCUUGGAGUGAACUAUAUAUAUGUAUAUCUAUGUAUCUAUUUAUUGUUCUAUGAACUAUAUUUAUUUAUAGUGAUGACAUAUCAUAAAAGUAGUAUUAUUAAGUAUCAAGAGUUGUUAAAGGCCCAUUAUGCCCCAGUAUGCUUUUAUAUUUAUUUAUCAAAUGCUCCUUAUUUUUGGUGUCCCAAUAUGGUUUCCAAAAAAUUUCUCACUGGUCAAUUACCUGAAUCAUCUUUUGCUGUUACAUUUUGACAAUUAGUAUAGUUGUAGUGAUUAAGUAUUUUGUAUGGAAGUCAAAAUGCUAUACAUGUAUUUUGUUUAUGUUUUACUACUUUUUAUGGCAAAUAUUGAACUAAUUUUCACAUUGGGCACUAUUUUCUUCAGAUAAUAAGCAUCUAUAAAUGCUUUUAAACCAUUUUUAACAUUAUAAAACUCAUAUUUGCUCUUUCUAAAGAAGGGUAAAAUUUAUUUGUUUAUGAGGCAUAAUGAGCCUUUAAAGUAGUUCAUUGAGUAGCAAGUUAGUCAGUCCUGUCAAGAAAAUUAAUGUGUAUACUGUAAUAGUCAUAAAAUAAUGAAUGCUGAAUGUAUUUUACUUUGACUUUGCUUUUCAGAAGGAAUCUUUAAAAUUUUAGGAGAAUUGCAUAUUUUAAGCAGAAUGCUAGUAUGUUUUGGUCAAAAAGUUCUAAUAUUGAAAUCAAAAUGUAUAUUCAAUACUUUUAUUUUUUAAACACUUAAAAAAAAAAAUGCUUUUGUAUUUCUGUGAUGUAGAUUUUUAUGCUAAAUUAUAAUGUUAAUUAAUCUAUUGGAUAUCUGUAAAGUUCGAGUCUUUUUUUUAUUUGAGGCUGUGACAGAAAGAAUGAUGACAGUAUUAUGUCUGACACAUGGCAUAAUUUUUGAUGUAACAAACUUCUUGACAACUGAUGCCAUUCACUUAUGACAUCAUCAUUCUUUUGACACCAUAGAUUUUACUACAACAUCUGACAUUCAUUUACAACAUUUACCAAUUUGACACCAUAUGUGUCACAUCUGACAUUUCUUCACUUAUUUUUCACUCAUGAUAUUAUCAUUUUGACAUUAAAAAGGUUUCACAACAUUUGACAUCAUGUAGUGAUGACAUCAUCAUUUUGACAUGCAGUGAUGACAUCAUCAAUUUUGACAUCAUGCAGUGAUGACAUCAUCAAUUUAACAUCAUGAUGUUAUGACAACAUCAUUUUGACAUCAUGAAGUUAUGACAUCAUCAUUUUGACAUCACAAACUUGCUCACUUGUACAUUUAGAUAUAAAUUGUAAAGACACUGCAACCUAUCCAUGAUGAUCUGUAGUUGACAGUUUAAAAAUGUUCCUUGUUUAAAGGAACCCCACUGAGGUCUAAAGGUAAAAUUGUCUUAUAAUAUCUUACAAUCUAAAAACAUAAAAUUUGAAAUAUUGCAAUUAUCUAGAGAAGCACUAAAAAUUGAAAAAUCUGCGAAUGAUAACAAAGAAAUAUACUCAAAAUUAAAUUAAAAAUCAAUUUUAUGUGUGAUUAUUAGCCGGAUUUAUAAUGAGAGAAAAGCGUCUCAACACUUUUCACUUUUGGAAUAUUUUUCACAUCUAAAAUGAUUAUCCUGGGAAAAUGAGGACAAGUUACUGGAAAAGACAUGACUCAAUUGGUACACAAAUCUCCGAAAAAUAUUUUUAGCCUGUCAAGUCUUAAAACCUCAGUGGAGGCCCUUUAAGGUGUUCAUUUAGUAUUAAAUUUAUUAUUAGGGCAAAUGAAACGGCAGCGUUUAUUUUUAUUUGUGACAUGUUUUCUUCAUGUGAUCACUGCUCAGAGAUGGUUUACCAGAUCAUGCUGUUUGGGUAUAAUAGAUUUAUUUUGCAUUUGAGAUCAACUUUGAGAGGCCCUUUCACAUCUAUCAAGGCAGUCAGCAUUGGUCUUGUAAAUUUUGUUUCAUCAGAAACUGUUAAUAAUUAACAUAUUUAAAGUAAAAUCAAUAAUAAAAAAAAUUAGGAUAAAUUUUUCAACAUCAUUAUUUGUGGAGCCCUAAUUUUUGUGGUUUUUGGGGGAUAGACCAAUCCACGAAUUUAAGAUCCAACGAAAUGUUGUUUCGUCUGCUGUACAAAUAUUUUAGUACAUUGUAAUUUAGUUUGCAAAAACAGACAAUCAACAAAUUUAAGAACCCACAAAAUUGACAUUUUUGGUAGGACCACGAAAUAUUUUCAUUCUCUCGAAAUUAAGUGAAUUUACAGUAUAUACUUUGCAUACUUCAA
This is a messenger RNA of Ruditapes philippinarum (Manila clam), 7154 nucleotides long. RefSeq names its product GRAM domain-containing protein 2B-like. Gene Ontology annotation, biological process: intracellular sterol transport. The record is from RefSeq and is a predicted model, not a curated record. Gene Ontology annotation, cellular component: endoplasmic reticulum-plasma membrane contact site; plasma membrane; endoplasmic reticulum membrane. Gene Ontology annotation, molecular function: sterol binding; sterol transfer activity. The transcript is spliced from 16 exons. Bases 268 to 1821 code for a protein of 517 amino acids. Lineage: Eukaryota; Metazoa; Mollusca; Bivalvia; Venerida; Veneridae.